AUGGCCGUACGGAACGCUUUCGUUCACGAUUCGAAUGAGAGUCGAAGUGGAAGGGAAGUGGAGGACCCUGGCAAGGAAUCGAAGGUUCCUUGUGUGCACUGUGGCGUGGCCCCUCCCUCGCCUACAGUGACAGCCUUGCCGCUUGUGGCCGAGGCCCGGAACGUGUGGGACGCAGAUGACACAGACCAGGCGACGCGUCAGUCGCUGACGGCCACGCACAAAGCAAGGCAAGCGUUGCGGCUAUGUAGUAGUAGGAUACGUAGGUAUACAGUAGCUCGGCGCGCGGAGAGAAGAGCGGGCGGCGGGCAGAACAGGGCAGAACAAGACAGGACAGGACAGAACAACACGCGGGACGGGGAUCGGGAGGCUACAUAUGCACAGAGAAGCACGGACGGGCGGGGAAGGGAAGGGAGGGGAGUAUUAGGGACAUAUGUGGCGGGGUACACGGACAGAGGGGCGGGGCGGGACGGGGCGGGGCGUGGAUAUUAAAGUGGAAGGGGGCUGGACGUAGGGUAUCGUGCGGGGCGGAUCAAGGGGUCGGAGAGGCGAGACGAGAGGGGGAGAGAUGGAGAGGAGAGAUGGAGAGAUGUGAGCUAGGCUACGUUAAUACUGCUGCUGCUACUAAGCGAGGAGAAAAUAUGAUCGAGGCGGGGUGUAUGUAUAGAUACUGUGGUAUAUAUAACGUGCUAGUUGAGUAUCGAGUACCUUAGAGUCAGGGAGCCAUCAAGAACGAAGGGGCGCGAGAGAGGCGCGCGCGAGGAAGGAGAAGAGAGAGGUGUUGCUUACGCUUAUGCGUUCGCUCACAGGGCCUGCACGACGAUCGUCGUGUCGUCCAUCCACGGCCUGUCCAUGUCAAGCGUCAGCAGCUGCGAAACGGUCACGAGGUCGUCGCCAAGUGCGUGCCGCAGGAGCGCGAGCGCGACGUUCUCCUCCG
Molecule: messenger RNA, 934 nt
Organism: Heterobasidion irregulare TC 32-1
Lineage: Eukaryota; Fungi; Basidiomycota; Agaricomycetes; Russulales; Bondarzewiaceae
Exons: 1
Coding region: 1-489 (162 amino acids)
Source: RefSeq, a predicted model, not a curated record